Messenger RNA from Bemisia tabaci, 1985 nucleotides. The record is from RefSeq and is a predicted model, not a curated record. Lineage: Eukaryota; Metazoa; Arthropoda; Insecta; Hemiptera; Aleyrodidae.
UUAUACCACUUAAAAGCUGGUUCGUGCGCAUCUUCCGAUACGUGACGUUAGGUCUUUAAAUUCUCAACAGUCCCGCUGAAUUGAUAUUAAUGAAAAUAAUUUUCGCGGUUCAUACUUCAGUCGAUUGAUCGUCUACAGUGUGGGACAUCUAACAUACAAUGAAAUUUUCUACUUCGCCGGUGUCCCAACGUUCAGAACUUUGCCUCCGCUUAGCAGUUAAAGUGGAGAGAGAAAAAUUAUUACAGAUUAUUGCAGAUGAAGUCAAUAUAAAACAGAUUUUCUACCGGUGGUCAAUAGCUGCAUUUAAUGUACCACCUGGAUUUGUAUCUAUGUCAGUCUGCGUAAUUUUAAUGAGUUCUUGUCUCGUCUGUGCAAUUCCUCCUAACGAACAUUCAGAGGACACCGAGCUCUUCUUAACCCCGUACAUAGAGAACGGGCAAAUCGCAGAAGCUCAGCGGCUAGCGAGGGUGUCACCGAUGAUGAGGAACAUUCACAGUUUUUCCGGCUACUUGACCAUUAACAAGACCUGCAACGCGAACGUCUUCUUCUGGCUCUUCAGGAGUCAGCGAGGAAACUGGGAGAAACGCCCUCUCGUACUGUGGACGGAUGCCCAACCGGGAAACCCAACAACGGCGUUCGUAGUUUUCCGACAGCUUGGUCCGUUUUCCGUGGAUGAGAAACUUCGUUUGAGACGUCGUGCGUACUCCCUCACACGCGAUUACAACGUGCUUUUCAUCGACAAUCCGGUCGGAACCGUUUUCAAGAUCUCUCCUAGAUUUUCAGAUCGAGAGGAUAGAAUAGCGGCUUUCCUCAGAGCCAAUGACUCCGCUGCUGUCGAGAGUGAACGGGAAGCUGAGAGGUCCGACUUGAUCAGGGUGACCGGGUUCAAGCAUGGAUCUGAAUUUAUGCGCGAUGAAUUCAGUCGAAGUCCGAAUAGCACAGAGGAACACUUUUUUAACCUACCUGAAACCCGCAGGGCUCUGCACGCGGGACACCGUGCUUACAACGACGGGAAGACGAUCGCAGCUCUUAUGAGACCUGAGCUUGCACGAUCGGCUAGAUCCACUAUGGAAAGUCUCCUCACAAACGACUCUCUGAGUUCAGGGAUUCUGUACCUAACUGGCCAACAGGAUAUGAACUUUCCGUACCACGUCUUUGAAGAAUUCUUCAGUUCGCUGCGCUGGCCUGGUGCUGCUGAGUAUUACAACGCUAAAAGGUGCCAGUUUCGAAUAAAAGAUCGAGUGGUUGGGUACUACAAGACGGCAAGACAUUUCACACAGGUCAUGAUCAGGGGCGCAGGACACAUAAUUUAUGGCAUGCAACCAAAAUCCACAUAUCUCCUGAUUGAUGCAUUCAUAAGGAACAGCAGCAUCUUUCAGUGUACUUAAUGAGUCUGUAGAAGCAGAACUACAAACAUGAGCGAUAAUGAACAUACUAGAAAAUGUGACAUCAUGAAUGUCUGGGUUAUUUUCACUGCUAGCACUGAUCCACUUAAAACUGAGUGAUGUGUGAUGCCACACAGAGAGUGAGAUUCGUCACUCAGAUAUUCAAUGUCGAUAAUUCCAGAUCAGUAUGAGUGUCGAGAUAGCUGUUUUCUUGUAGCUUUUUGCGACGGAGAUGAUUUUUCACGGAAGAGGCAAGGUUUCGAUCAGUUUUUUAAUAGUCUUGGAAAAUUGUCUUUUUAAGGUUAUUGCUACGAGGGCGUCUGAAAAUUUUCCACGGCAGAUGGUCAUAGGAAGAUCUAACGAAGUAGAGGACCAGAACAACAACAUUAUAAAAAUAACUAAAUUCAUGAUUGAUUCGUGAUCCUUAUCAUUUCAUUUUAACUAUGCAUUUUACAAUGCAAAGAAAAAGGCCUCAUCCUUUUUCAGCUAGGAAAAAAGUCCAGACAAAUAAGGAUAAUUUGCUUGGAAAAAAAAAAAAAAAAAAGACUCAUCACGAUUCAUUUACGUUUUAUUCAUCAAAAAAUUGACAUUACAUAUUUA